Molecule: messenger RNA, 4491 nt
Organism: Cryphonectria parasitica EP155
Lineage: Eukaryota; Fungi; Ascomycota; Sordariomycetes; Diaporthales; Cryphonectriaceae
Product: P-loop containing nucleoside triphosphate hydrolase protein
Exons: 4
Coding region: 1-4491 (1496 amino acids)
Biological process (GO): transmembrane transport
Cellular component (GO): fungal-type vacuole; membrane
Molecular function (GO): ATP hydrolysis activity; ATP binding; ABC-type peptide transporter activity
Source: RefSeq, a predicted model, not a curated record
AUGGCCUCAGUCCCAUCCCCAUACCUCUCAUGGGACAUACUGCGGCCAUGUCUCAAAUGUUGCGAUCGCCUUUGGAUAUCUGAACUCGCCAUUUUUGGAGAAUGCAUCGGCGCCAUUGCAUGGAUUCCAAGUGCUCUCUCUCUUCUUCUGCUCAUAUCAGGAUAUGGCUUGCAGCCAAUAUGGCGCCGCCGCCCAAUCUGGCUGCGCAACUUUGCAGCCGAGUCGCCCGAAGAGGCCGAAAUGUCUUCUGUCGAGCUCGGGCUCCCGAUGCGAAGAAAUUGGAGCCGCUCAGUUCUUUUCCUCUUGGUCAACUCAGCAGUCGGUCUCGUGCUCAGCCUUGUGGCCAGUUUAAACCCAGAUAUAGGGCCCCUCUUUCUCACGCCACUGAUACCGCAUGCGGUCACUUGCAUUACAUUGGCAGCCGAAAGGCCGCGGUCGACGCCAGGGCUGGUAUUGGUCGUUCAGGGUGCAUUGUUUCUCAUCCAGCUCGUUAUGUUCAGCACUAUACUGUAUGUCACGACAAGGCUUGGCCUCGUGUGGUGGAUACUUGAGAUGCUCGUCACGGUAGCCUCCGUGAUCUGCAUUCUCAAUAUGCCAUUGCGUGACCAUCACCUUGGCAGCAUCGAUAUUUGCUCCCCCUUUCAGACGCCGACAUCGAAACUUCGCAGCCCAGAAGACAGCUUCACGCUCUGGAACUGGAUGUCUGUAGGCUGGAUGGGACCAGUCGUUGCGGCGGGAUGCCAGAGACAGCUCCACGCCGAAGAUGUGUGGCAGCUGCCCCUCCAAUUCCAACACGACCGGCUGCACCGCCUCUUCAGGGAUGUCAAAGGAUCAGUCCUCAUGCGUACCGUCAAGGUCAAUGCGCCAGAUUUGAUCAUAACAACCUUCUUGGGUAUUCUCGAGUCGCUUUGCUCCUUACUCCCAAUUGUCUUUCUUAAGGAGCUUUUGACUGCCCUCGAGGGCGAAAACGCAAACCGAAGGGUUGCUGUGGUCUACGGUGUGUUCAUCCUGCUCGUUCGGCUGAUUGGCGCCCAGUCUGGGAUAUUCAAUCUCUGGUUCUGCCGGCGAGCUUAUGAGCGGUGCAGGGGCGAGCUGAUCACUAUGAUCUACGAGAAAACCUUGAGGCGGAAGGCAUUCACAUUUCCCAGCAACCAUAACGAAAAGGAAGGUGAAAAAUCAGUGGACAAGAGCAAGACCAAUGGGGGCCCAGCGUCCAUGGGCAAGAUCCUCAACUUGAUGCGCAACGAUGUUUACGAGGUUGCACAGCGCUUCUGGGAAUUCGCUAAUCUCGUUACAAAGCCCAUGACUUUCAUCUUAACGAUAGUCCUGAUCUGGGAAAUCCUGGGACCAGCAGCGCUCGGUGGGGUCCUGCUCAUCGUCCUCGCCCAGCUCAUCAACGUCUUCACCAUCCGCGCCCUUGUCAGUUGGGAGCGGGCCCGACGCGGUGUCACCGACGUCAAGCUUCAGCUCACCUCUCAAUUCGUGGAGGCAAUACGUCACCUGCGCUGGUAUGACUGGCAGGAUAAGUGGUUGGGCCAAAUCCUGGCGUCCCGGCAGAAAGAGCUACGGUACCGAGUGAUUGUAAACCUGAUCAACAAGGCUGUUGCCGCCACCAAUAAGAUCUCGGCCUACUUCUUUCCCGUGGCGGCAUUUUACGCAUAUACUAUGAUUGGCAAGCAGCCUCUGCGAGUCGACAUCGCCUUUCCGGCAUUGACCCUGUUCACCCAGCUGAACCAAAGCCUGAACGAGCUCCCAGGGCUAGUCACUGUGCUCCUCAAUGCGAGCGUGGCCAUGGGCAGAAUUGACAAUUUCAUGGCCGAGCCAAACAAGGACGAGGAGUACGAUGCCCUUGGAGAGUCUGGCACGCAACCAGCUGGGGAGCUCGAGAUAGCGUUCCGCGAGGCAUCUUUCUCAUGGCCCGGAUCUCCGCCAGCGCAACACGUCCUCUCAAAUGUCACCUUUUCAGCUGGCCCGGGCCUGACUGCCAUCUGUGGAAAAGUGGGUUUCGGAAAGACUGCCUUGCUUCAUGCCAUCCUGGGAGAACUUGAUGAUCGUGGGGGCACAAAGAAGAUACCCAGUGAGGUGGCAGGGUACUGUGCGCAGACACCAUGGUUGCAGAGCAUGAGUAUUCGGGAGAACAUACUGUUUUCCUCCGGCCUCGACGAGGCGAGGUAUCGGCAGGUCCUCGCGGCAUGCUGUCUGAUUCCUGACUUGUCGAACUGGAAGGCAGGAGACUUAUCGCUGAUCGGCGAGAAUGGCGUCGGUCUCUCUGGUGGCCAGAGGGCGCGGGUGGCACUCGCCAGGGCUAUCUACAGCCAGGCGAGGAUUCUAUUGCUGGACGACCCUAUCGCUGCACUGGACCACCAGACGGCUGAGACAAUCCUGCGUAACCUUUUCAGAAACACGGACUUGAUGAAGGGUCGGAUGGUCUUCUUUGUCACACAUCGCAUGGACAUCUUGACGAGAUAUGCCGAUCAGGUCCUGGAGAUCUCGCAGCCUGGGAUGGUGACUGUCAUCUCCCGCGAAGAGAUUAACGCUCACGAGGAGCUACUUCACUUUGCCGCGGAGGAAGAGCACCGUCGAGAAUCACUGGACGACGAACACGCAGACAAACCAGACGAGGACGUUCUACCCGACAAAUUCAUCGAAGAGGAACAUCGGGCCCAUGGCGGUGUCAUGAUGUCAGUAUACUGGCAGUACAUCAAGGCCGGUAAUCUCUGGUACUGGGCCGGUCUCGUCGUCCUAUUCACCGUGUUCCGAGCCUCCAGGCUUGCGCAUUACUAUUUCUUGAAGGUUUGGGGCGAGGCCUACGAAGAUACCGCGACGACCCAAAUCUACUUCGUUGCCAAUAACGAGCCAGAGCACAUGUUCCCAUCGGCUGCGGGCCCGAACUUGAGCACUGCUGCUUCUGGUGACUGGUGGAACAUUAACCUUGACCUCCCACCUCCCGACGCCGACGCACGGCCUUGGCUGUUCUGGUUUUUUAUCAUCGCCCUUCUGCAGUUCGUCUCAUUCAUGCUAUCCGACCUCACGAUUGUGCUCAUCAUCUACACUGCGGGCAAGCACCUCUUUCAACAGGUCAUGCUCAAAGUUGCCAACGCCACAUUUCGCUUCUACGACGUGACGCCCGUCGGUCGCCUGAUGAACAGACUGACAAGCGAUAUUGGUACUAUCGAUGGCCAGAUUGUCACGCAAAUCCGCGACGUCGCGUGGUACUUUAUGUUCUGGGCUUCCAGCGUGUUCGUCAUUGCGUCGACGACGCCGGUUUUUCUCCUCAUCGCUGUCAUCAUGACCUUCCUUUUCAUCAUGAUCUUCAUGCGCUUCCUCCCAGCAUCACAAUCGCUUCGACGACUGGAAAUGGUUUCUUUAUCCCCACUCAUGUCGAACUUUGGCACCCUCCUUGAGGGCCUUACAACUGUCCGCGCUUUCCGCGCCGAACCUCACUUUCAGAACCAGAUCAUCAUAACAACCGAGGCCUUUCAAAGAAUGGACCACUUUUUCUGGUCUCUCCAGGCAUGGCUCAUGUUCCGCUUCGACAUCCUCUCCGCGCUCUCGACCUUUAUUCUCACAAUGUCAGCCCUCCUCACUGGUCUCGGUGCCGGCACAGUCGGUUUCGUCCUGGGGACUGCUGGAAAUUUUGUAACUUGUACGCAUAACCUCUGCCGCAAGUACGGUGACCUACAGAUGCAGUUCGUCAGCGUGGAGCGUGUGAUUGAGCUUAUUGAUCUGGAGGAGGAACCUCGCGGUGACCUCGAUCCGCCUGCCGCAUGGCCUAGCUACGACGACGACAUCAUCUUCGACAAGGUCACAGUUCGAUACGCAAAGGGCCUCGACCCAUCGUUGCGAGACAUCAGUUUCCGCAUACCGGCUGGUGCGACGGUCGCCGUGACUGGCAGGACGGGAAGCGGAAAGAGUACGCUCGCGUUGACAUUACUUGGUACGAUCCUGCCCGAGUACGACGAGGCUACCGGCACUCUAGGAAGCAUUCGUAUCGGCAGCAUGGAUGUGGCGAGGGUGGACAAACAUGCGCUCAGGAAGAGGAUCAGCUUCGUGGCGCAAGAUCCGGUGCUGUUUCCUGGUACGCUGAGGGACAAUUUGGAUCCCAUCGGCGAGCACUCAGACGAGGAGUGUGAGCUGGUCCUGAGGAGAGUGCUGGGUGCAGCAGACGAGUCCGGCCCUCCGUAUUCAUCCGCCCUGACGCUGACCACCCGUGUAGACGGCGGCGGCAAGAACCUCUCCCAGGGCCAGCGACAGCUCAUCGGUCUGGGCAGGGCCGUGCUGCGGCGGAGCCCCGUGGUGAUCCUGGACGAGGCGACAGCAAGCAUCGACAAGAAGACGGCGUUCUACAUUCAGAAGGUUCUGCGUGAGGAGCUGCGCCAGAGCACAGUGAUCACCAUCGCGCACCGCGUGGAAGCCGUGAAGGAUGCCGACUUUGAGAUCGUCCUGGACAAGGGAAAGGUGGUGAGGGCACAGGCCUUGAUUGGGGGUUGA